CUCGUGGUUGCCAUGGAGAUUACGGGAGGAUUUGAUGCGGAGAGUCCGUGCAUACUCUGCGGGAAAUAAACGGGGCACUACAGUAACAAAAAUCCGCGAGAGUUUCCCGGACAACCUGCUGACAAGACAAUGCAUUUCAACCCUCCUGUUAGCAAAGACAGGAUCAUAUCGAAAUUUCCCAAGUGUUAUAAUCCUCAAGCUUGCCUACAGAUGAAAAAUGACUGGAAUACAAAAGCUAAAAUGGCUUGCCAAGACAGGGCUGCUCGCCUACAAGGAUACGACAGGCUUAAGAUGUCGAAAGCAGUGGUGGUUGGAGAUCUCAAUGUUGGAAAAACAUGUUUAAUUAACAGGUUCUGUAAGGAUGUGUUUGAGAGAGAUUACAAGGCCACUAUUGGUGUUGACUUUGAGAUUGAACGAUUUGAGAUGGCUGGGCUUCCAUACUCUCUUCAAAUAUGGGACACUGCUGGUCAGGAAAAAUUCAAAUGCAUUGCAUCAGCAUAUUACAGAGGUGCUCAGGUUAUUGUAACUGUCUUCGACAUGGCUGAUAUCAAGACAUUGGAACACACACAACAGUGGUUAUGUGAGGCUCUAAAGGAAAAUGAACCAAACUCUUGUUUCGUUUUCUUGGUUGGCACAAAAAGAGACCUCCUGUCUUCAGAGGAGUGCCAGAGAACAGAGAGAGAUGCUAUAAAGAUUGCAGGAGAGAUGAACGCUGAGUUUUGGACGGUGUCUUCGAAAACAGGAGAGAACGUGUCAGAGUUUUUCUUUCGUGUAGCAGCUCUGGCCUUUGAAGAUGCCAUUCUGAAGGACCUUGAGACAGGAAACAGCACCGCUCAGAUUGGAGAUGGAAGUAUUCUGAACGAUAAAGCGAUGGAGGAUUCUGCAGCUAAGCCAAUGAAGAAGUCUUGUUGUUGAUUCAUAGUACUAGAUAACAUAGUGGAUAAAGGGAUAUGUUUAUCUGACACAACCAACUGUUGGGCUGGUGCAUCACUGCAGUACUGAACAGCGCUUACCCUCUAUGAGAAGAUUACAAUUACAUUUAAGGAUUUUUGACAUAGGACUCCAAAUGAAUUAUGAUUUAUAUGUAAUAUUGAAGUCAGUAUUUUGUACUGCUGCAUAAAUCACUGCCAUUUGAUAAUUAUAUUUUGUGUUAUGUUGCAAAGUUUUGUAUUUAGUUUAGCAUGCAUAAUUCAGCCCAUUUAAUGAAAUUGUUAAUCAGUAUUUCUCUUUACCCCGGAUAAAGAAAUGUAUGUACAGUGAGUGAUAAAAUUAAAAGAGGCAAUAUAUCUGAAAAGAGACAUCAUCAAGUGUAACAGAUUGCUGUUUAUUAUUCUAGGCCUUUUCUACAAAUAAAGUACCAUAUUUUGUAUCUUCAAA
This is a messenger RNA of Paramisgurnus dabryanus, 1377 nucleotides long. RefSeq names its product RAB36, member RAS oncogene family (gene rab36). Gene Ontology annotation, molecular function: GTP binding; GTPase activity. NCBI's taxonomy places the organism in Eukaryota, Metazoa, Chordata, Actinopteri, Cypriniformes, Cobitidae. The record is from RefSeq and is a predicted model, not a curated record.